Messenger RNA from Ipomoea nil (Japanese morning glory), 1134 nucleotides. RefSeq lists its product as uncharacterized. The record is from RefSeq and is a predicted model, not a curated record. Lineage: Eukaryota; Viridiplantae; Streptophyta; Magnoliopsida; Solanales; Convolvulaceae. Gene Ontology annotation, molecular function: RNA-DNA hybrid ribonuclease activity; nucleic acid binding. Bases 1 to 1134 code for a protein of 377 amino acids. The transcript is spliced from 2 exons.
AUGGCGGCACACGCAAUACUAACCUCUGGGGUGCGACAAAGAAUUGGAAACGAACAAACGACUCUGAUAUGGGGACACCCUUGGCUGCCGGAUAACCCUAGCCCCUUAGUCCAAAUGGAUAUGCCAAAAGAGUUUAGAGAAGCACGGGUAGCAGGUUUAAUUGAUCCACAAACAAAUACUUGGGAUCCCCAUAUUCUAUCUGAUCUAUUUAUUCCUGAGGAUGUGAACCGGAUCACUAUGAUCCCUGUUAGCCCUGCUUACGACGACUCAUGGUAUUGGAUGGGAGACCCAAAAGGGACAUACACAGUAAAAAAUGCUUAUAGGUGUACUGUUGGAGAUUUUGAAAACAACCAAGGGGCUUUUGAUAAAUGGGUUACAUUGUGGAAAUUCAAGGUUCCACCAAAAUGGAAGACGUUUUUGUGGAGAGCCAUAUGUGAUAUUCUGGCCACUAUCACUAAUCUGAUUAUAAAGAGGGUGGAAGUAGACCCAACAUGCCCAAUGUGUGCUUUAGAUCAUGAAGAUGUGUUGCAUGCUUUAGUGUUCUGUGAAUAUUCUACACUUGUUUGGAAUGUAACACAAUUACCUAUCACAAAUAUUGCUACAGAUUCCUUUUCAACAUGGCUUAUGAGAGCUUUGGCGGUCUUAACGGAGGAGCAAAGCAAACUGUUGGUGGUUGUGCUAUACCACAUUUGGAGAAGUCGCAACUCAGCUAUGUGGAAGGGAUCUUUAAUGUGGUCAGCCGACGUCUGGAGAGGGGCUGCAACAUCCAUGCAGGCUUACAGCGUUGCGCAUCACCGCCAAGCACAGCCGGCUCCGACACCAUCUGCUGGAACGGAGAUGCACGGCAAUCUAAGGUGCUAUGUGGACGCGGGUUUUCGGCAGGACACCGGAGACGCCACAUACGGCAUUGUGUUAAUUUCACCAGAGGGCUCUUUCAUAGCGACAAAAAAUGGCAAAAUACCAUUUUGUUUCUCACCACUUAUGACGGAGGCACAAGCUUAUAAGGAGGCGUUAUCUUGGCUACUAGAAAGGAACAUCACAACAGUAUAUCUGCUCACGAAUUGCAUGGUAUUACGAGUUGCUUUGCAGCAGCAUAACACACCAAUCUACUCUUAUGCUGGGGUCAUGAAAUAG